AUGCCCACCAACCCAACCAAACUUCUCCUCCCUCUGGCAUCCCUCCUCCUCCUCCAAGGGUCCAUAACCAGCGCCUGCGAGGUAUGGUCCGGCGUACAACACACCUUCUACGGCUACCCGGACAACGACCCCCCCGGCGCAGCCAUCUCGCAAGAUUGCGGCCGCGGCUUCACCGCAGGAGGCACAGGCACCUUCAGCGACCCGCUGACGAUGGCCACGGCGCCGGGCGAGCUCGAGAACUGCGAGGUCGUCUACGUGCCGUUCCUGAAGAAGUACCUGCGCAACGAAGACUACUGCGCGCAGUGCGUGGUCGACUGGCAGAGCGGUCUCCGUCACAUCGACGUGUGGACCGGCGAGAGCACCGUCAAUGGCGGGGAGGACCAGAUCAACUGUGAGAAGCAGUUGACUACGGCCGAGUCCAUUUAUACCAUUGUUCGGAGCCCCAGGGGGGAUUUGGAGGUUGACCCCAACCCGAUUUACACGCCCGAUAAUGACGGCCAGACCUGCCAUGCUGACCGUGUCUACCCCGGUUUCGACUCGCAGCAGUUCUGCUAG
Molecule: messenger RNA, 555 nt
Organism: Aspergillus candidus
Lineage: Eukaryota; Fungi; Ascomycota; Eurotiomycetes; Eurotiales; Aspergillaceae
Exons: 2
Coding region: 1-555 (184 amino acids)
Source: RefSeq, a predicted model, not a curated record